Molecule: messenger RNA, 1155 nt
Organism: Agelaius phoeniceus (red-winged blackbird)
Lineage: Eukaryota; Metazoa; Chordata; Aves; Passeriformes; Icteridae
Gene: SPC25
Product: SPC25 component of NDC80 kinetochore complex
Biological process (GO): chromosome segregation
Cellular component (GO): Ndc80 complex
Source: RefSeq, a predicted model, not a curated record
CAGCCGUUGGCGGCGGGAAGCGGCGCGGCGCGGACGCGGUCUGGCACAGCGCUAUGGGUAAUGCACCGGCGGAAGAUGAAGUAACACUCUUUGAAAGAGAUAUGAAAGAGUUUUGGAUCCAGUUUAAAAUCAGUUAUGGCACUGAACAGAACAACCAGACUUCAGCUCUGAGAGAUUUGUGCAAGGAGACUUUAGAAGCUCUUACAGAGAAAUGGUCCAAGAAGCUGAAAGAAGAGGACGUGAUGAUUGACAAAAUUCACGAGUAUAACAAUGAGAUUCUCCAGCAGAGCAAAUACAUAGCAGAAAAGGAAGAGCAGUUGACAGAAAUAAAAUCAAAGCUAAAUCAAGAACAAGAGCAGCAGAAGAACUUGACUGACAGCAUCCAAGAGCUUAAACAAGAGUUGAUGAAGAAAAUGGAAAUAAAAUCUUCUAAAAAUAAAGCUGCCAAGGAGAAACUGGAACAAGUGAGCAAGAUUAAAACUUUGUUUAAAGAGCAUCUUGCAUUGGAGAUGCGUAGAAUUCCAGAUGAGCAAUUACAGUUUAUAUUCAGACACAUUGACCACAAAGAUCCUGAUAAGCCAUAUGUGUGUACCCUUUCCAUAAAUGAACAAGGUGACUAUGAAGUGAAUUCCUGUACUCCUCCUCUGGACUGUAUUGCAGAGUUACAGCUUAAACUGAGAGAAACUAACAAUUUUUCUGCAUUUGUUGCCAACAUCAGAAAAGCUUUCACUGCUUUAUCAUAUAAACAGCAUGCAUGAAACUGGUUUGUACCUCUCUUUCUGGAUGUAGAGCACUCUUACUCCCUUCCUGUUGGUGAAAUGGUGUAUUUAUCAAUGUUUGACUCCUAAUUUCUAAAUAAAGAUAAUGAAAGCAGUAUUUUAAUCCACUGUUAUCUGGACACAUUUUGAAUCAUUCUUUGAACAUUGGUAUCACCAACUACUGCCUUAACUGAAUGUCUCUGGACAUGUAAAUUUUGAUCCAUUACGUGCAUUAAUGAUGCAAUGGUUUGUAUUUAGCUGCCCCAGGGAGAUACACAAACUACAGAAGCUACUUUAUUUUGAUUAUCUUUUCCAAAAGCAUUGAUGUGUCUUUAAAGUUUUUCCAUAUUUGAAGUAGGCCUGAAACGUAUUAAAAAAAGUGUGCUGAAGCUUAGCA